Mesorhabditis spiculigera is the source of this 1469-nucleotide messenger RNA. Lineage: Eukaryota; Metazoa; Nematoda; Chromadorea; Rhabditida; Rhabditidae. The record is from the annotation of a GenBank genome assembly.
AUGAUUGAGAAUCGCCCGAAGGCCGGCGAAACCGAGGAGGACCUGCUGCGCCUACAAGCCGAAUUUGCGCAAUCUCAAAAGAAAUGCUCCGUUCAAGUGAAUCGCGUUCAGCGAGGCGCAGAGAAGAAGUCAAGUAGAACAGCUGAUCCGCCAGCAGCUUCCCAGCCACCGCCACCUCCAUAUGCGCAACGCCUUGGCGCCGAGCGAAAUUUCACGGAGGGCGGCCGCUUCACGCUGAAUCUGGACACGGUGGCCGAGGAGCACUUUCAACGUCAAGUGCUCUUCGGCGUCGAGGAGCGACACGCCGACAUCUUGACGGGCACCGAUCCGUAUUUGCGUUUUUCCACAGAAAUGGCGGCCGGCUACUCGAAGGAUGAUGGUUUUCCGGAGGUUCUGAAUCUGGCUCCAUACUACACGAAAAGUGGACCACGGCGUCAGCCAAUCGCUGGGCAGAGCUUCUUCGCCAGCGAAUUCGACCGUAUCCAUGGCAAAAUUCAAGAAUCCAUCUACAUCCCCGAUGAGGUGGCCUCAGAAGAGCAACCAUCAACCUCGGAACCUUUCGACGCCGAGAACCAGUCGCGCUUGGCGGCGAUGAGCCAGGAGGAGAUCAAGGCCUCGCUCAAGGAGAUCGAGGAGAAAUUGGACCCGAAGCUGAUCGAAUUUCUGCGAAGCCGCAGCAAAGCCAAGAGCGCCAGCCAACGCGAGGCGAAAGAGGACGCAAAACCAAAAAAAUCUCGAUUCAAGCAGCAGCGAGAAAAUUGCGUUCCGGAAGCGGAAACGAAGAGCGAGCCGCCAAUCGCGUCGAAGCUGUCCGACAUGGUCAAGCAGUUGGAGGUGCUCGAAGAGUGGCGGGAGGACGAGAACUAUCAUCGCUUGGCGGCGGAUGCCGUCCAGCUGGACUUGCUGUCAAAGUGCGCCCAAAAGGUGUUGCCCCGCCAAGCUCAGCAAGCCACCCGCCUCUUCGACACGCUCAAACCGGCACCAGGAAGUGAAAAAGUUGACGAUCCCCUGCUCCACAUGGCCCAAAAUGAGCUCGAGAACAUCAAGGAGCUGUACCUGGAGGAAGUACGCGACGGAGACAAAUCGGUGCUGCAAUUCGCCAACGGGCUCAACCCGGUGGUCGAUGGGGCUUGGAUGUUGCGACCGAUUCGAGCCGUGCUCGACGCGAUGCAGGCUGGCGAGAGAACAGCAACCCCGGAAGACGUGGAAAUCGUUCGAUUGGCGCUGCUGUGGACAUUGCUUCUAUUCAGUGAACGGCCGACGCUCUUCCAUACGAUGGUCGACCCGAACGAUUUGUACGUGCGGCUGAGCGAGACGUUUUUGAUAGGACCGGAAGUGUUCACGGAUAGCGUCAUCGACGAGAUUCUGGCCCGACUCUUCACCGGUUUUUUGCUGCCGUUGGCUGAGAAGGGACGGCUGAUGUUGCGGCUGGAGAAGCCGGUGGCCGGUCUUGAUGCUUUUAUGCCGUU